AUGAAUCCCAACUCAUCGGGGAUGUAUCCCCCCGCACCGAACUACGAAGAGGAACCACCAGCCUACGGGAAUUAUGGCGAGACCUCGUCCUUUCUCGCAGAUCAUCACGACUCGUCUCCUCGGCACAGCGGGCCCACGAUGCGCUUGCUGCCCACGAGCACGGGCGUCGAUGACGAUCUGAGCGCGGAUGUGACCACUGGUGCGGGUUAUCAGUACGGAGACGAUUACUCGGAUGAUGGCCGCAAGACAAUCGUUGAACAGCUCUCCUCAAGCUCCGUCACCAUGAUUGAUCCCAAUCUUCCUAGAAUGACUUCUCCAAAAAGACCGAGGGCUAACGGACACUACGUCGCUUAUAGAACACAUGCGAGUGGAGAAUAUAACCGUUUCUAUGGGUACGAUGGGGGCUCACCAUCACGGGCUACCUCGAGUCUAGGAAAUGCGCCAACGAUUCCUCCACCGACAGAAUCUAUGGUUGAUAUGCCGCAAUUCUCAUCGCGUCCUGCUUCUCCGCUUAGAGCAUGGUCGCCGACACGCGCACCAGAUUGGACACGGCCGCCCGCUCCUUCAUCUGUGGCUGGCUCGCACUACGAGCGUGCUGAUUUAAAUGGUAGCCCAAGGCCUGGUACGCCCAGCUCGAGAUAUGGAGGAAGCCCCAGACGGCCCUUGCCACCAGCCCCAUUGUUCUCUAGGCCUGGGGCAACCGGGCAAGACACAAGCAUCGACAUCGGAGACGGCAACGAUGAUGACGAUGUCUUUGGAGGAGGUGGCAGGACAAUUAGUCGUCAUGAGCACCGUGGUAGCGUCCGGUCAUUCAUGAGCGAAUCGACUGUCAUUACCGACGAGAAGGACCACAUGACCAAGAUAAGCCUUGACGAAGACGAUGAUGCCACAGAUGUUGACCCAAAUAUGCACUAUGGCCCCGCUCCAGAAAAGCAGAGUCGGCGUGGUGUUCGAGACGCGCAGAUGUCCAAGAAGGAAGUCCAGCUUAUCAACGGUGAGCUGAUCCUGGAGUGUAAGAUUCCCACGAUUCUGCACAGCUUCCUCCCCCGCCGUGAUGACCGAGAGUUUACGCAUAUGCGCUACACGGCCGUGACCUGCGAUCCGGACGACUUCGCCCAGAGAGGCUACAAACUGCGCCAGCAGAUUGGAAGUACGAUGCGUGAGACUGAGUUGUUUAUUUGUGUGACCAUGUAUAACGAGGACGAGAUCCAUUUCACCCGUACUAUGCAUGGUGUCAUGCGGAAUAUCAGCCACUUCUGCGCGCGCUCCAAGUCGCGGACGUGGGGCAAGGAUGGCUGGAAGAAGAUCGUCGUCUGUAUCAUUGCAGACGGUCGUAAGAAGGUGCAUCCUAGAACUCUAAACGCCCUUGCGGCCCUUGGUGUCUACCAGGAAGGGAUAGCCAAGAACAUUGUCAACAAGAAGCAGGUCACUGCCCACGUCUACGAAUACACGACUCAAGUGUCGCUCGAUUCCGAUCUAAAGUUCAAGGGAGCGGAAAAAGGAAUUGUGCCUUGUCAAGUCAUCUUCUGUCUCAAGGAACACAACCAGAAGAAGCUGAACUCCCACCGAUGGUUCUUCAACGCCUUUGGACGCGCGCUGCAGCCAAACAUCUGUAUUCUUCUUGAUGUUGGUACUAAGCCCGAGCCCACCGCACUGUACCAUCUUUGGAAGGCAUUUGACCAGGAUUCCAACGUUGCCGGUGCCGCCGGUGAAAUCAAGGCGGGCAAAGGAAAGAACAUGAUGGGUCUAUUGAACCCGCUUGUGGCGAGCCAGAACUUCGAGUAUAAGAUGUCCAACAUCCUUGACAAGCCUCUGGAGUCGGUAUUUGGGUACAUCACCGUGCUGCCCGGAGCGCUCAGCGCGUAUCGCUUCUUCGCUUUGCAGAACGAUGCGGAUGGCAACGGGCCGCUCAAUCAGUAUUUCAAAGGUGAAACACUACAUGGAAAAGAUGCGGAUGUCUUUACGGCGAACAUGUAUCUGGCAGAAGAUCGUAUUCUGUGCUGGGAGCUCGUCGCCAAGCGGGAAGAAAGAUGGGUUCUGAAAUUCGUCAAGAGUGCCGUUGGUGAAACCGAUGUGCCUGAUACCGUGCCCGAGUUCAUCUCACAGCGUAGACGGUGGCUGAACGGUGCUUUCUUCGCCGCCGUGUACUCUCUUGUCAACGGCAAACAGCUCUGGAAAACAGACCAUUCCCUUCCGCGGAAGAUCCUCCUCCAGAUCGAGGCUGUUUAUCAAUUCCUUCAGAUUCUGUUUACAUACUUCGGAUUGGCGAACUUCUACUUGGCAUUUUUCUUCAUUGCAGGGUCUCUGUCUGAUCCAAAGAUCGACCCUUUCGGACACAACGUGGGAAAAUACAUCUUCAUUAUUCUGAGAUACGCCUGUAUCCUCGUCAUGUGCUUGCAGUUUAUCAUUUCGAUGGGUAAUCGACCGCAAGGUGCCAAGAAGCUUUACCUGUCAGGCAUCAUCGUCUACAGUAUCAUCAUGGUUUAUACAGCCUUCUGUUCUAUCUAUCUGGUCGUUCUGGAGCUCAUGGCCAAGGCCGGGGUGGGUAGGAAAGACCUACCGGUCAGCGAUGGCCUCUUCAUCAACAUCGUUGUGUCACUACUCUCGACCGUGGGGCUUUAUUUCUACGCAUCCUUCCUGUACCUGGACCCGUGGCACAUGUUCACGUCCUCUGCACAAUACUUUGCCCUUCUACCCAGUUACAUCUGCACUCUACAAGUCUACGCGUUCUGUAAUACACACGACGUCACCUGGGGUACCAAGGGCGACAACACCAUCAACACAGAUCUCGGCGCCGCUCGCAUCAUCAACGGCACGACCGUCGAAGUGGAGAUGCCGUCCGAGCAGCUCGACAUCGACAGCGGCUACGACGCGGCCCUGCGCAACCUCCGCGACCGCCUCGAGGUCCCGGAGCCGGGCGUCUCUGAGAGCCAGCAGCAGGAGGACUACUACCGCGCCGUGCGCACAUACAUGGUUUCCGUCUGGAUGGUCGCCAACGUCAUCCUCGCCAUGGCCGUCUCCGAGGUCUACGGCAUCGACUCGACGGGCACAAACGUCUACCUCGCCAUCAUCCUGUGGUCUGUCGCCAUCCUGGCCAUGAUCCGCGUCAUCGGGUCGACCACCUAUGCGAUCCUGCUGGUUGUACAGAAGAUCGUGGAGGGCAAGACCAAGUUCGAGGCCGGCAAUAUCGCCAGCGCCAACAGCGCCACUGCCAGUCAUGUCAGUGGCUCGACGGUGCGGUAUGGCGGCGGCACGACCUUCAAGGAUAAAAUGAAUGAGACCGGGUGGACGAUCAAGAGGCAAGUAGGCAAGGCGAUGUUUUGGCGGAAGUAA
Messenger RNA from Aspergillus clavatus NRRL 1, 3333 nucleotides. It is a transcript of the gene chsB, whose product is annotated as chitin synthase class II. Lineage: Eukaryota; Fungi; Ascomycota; Eurotiomycetes; Eurotiales; Aspergillaceae. The record is from RefSeq and is a predicted model, not a curated record. Bases 1 to 3333 code for a protein of 1110 amino acids. Gene Ontology annotation, cellular component: cell septum; cell periphery. Gene Ontology annotation, molecular function: chitin synthase activity. The transcript has 5 exons.